Magnusiomyces paraingens is the source of this 2688-nucleotide messenger RNA. RefSeq lists its product as uncharacterized. The coding region runs from base 1 to 2688 and encodes 895 amino acids. The transcript has a single exon. The record is from RefSeq and is a predicted model, not a curated record. Gene Ontology annotation, cellular component: cytoplasm. Gene Ontology annotation, molecular function: metalloaminopeptidase activity; peptide binding; zinc ion binding. NCBI's taxonomy places the organism in Eukaryota, Fungi, Ascomycota, Dipodascomycetes, Dipodascales, Dipodascaceae. Gene Ontology annotation, biological process: proteolysis; peptide catabolic process.
AUGUCUUCUCAAGACCGCGAUGUUUUGCCUAAGGGCCUUAAGCCCGUUAAUUACAAUCUAAAGAUCUACGAAAUUGAUACCGAAGCUCUUACUUUCAACGGUACCGUCGUCAUUCAUUAUGCUGUUACCGCUCCCACAAGCGCGGUCUACCUCAAUGCACGCGACCUGACUAUCAAGGAUGCAACUGUCGCCACCUUUUCCACAAAAACCGAGUCGGUCAUUGAUGUGACCUCCAUCUCAUAUGACAAGCCUACAGAGGUUGUGACUUUGGAAUUGGCUACUCCUAUUGGGGAGGCUGUCAGUAAGGUUCUUGUCACUGUCAAUUACUCAGGUAUUAUCCAAACAAACAUGGCUGGCUUCUAUCGCUCCAAGUACAAGGAGGCUUCUUCCGGAAAGGACACCCUUAUGCUGUCUACACAGUUCGAAGCUACUGAUGCUCGUCGUGCUUUCCCUUGUGCUGAUGAACCUAAUCUUAAGGCCACCUUUGACCUUUCCAUUGCUGUUCCAGAGACAUGGACUGCUAUUUCCAACAUGCCCAUUGUCUCCAGUCAAACCCCAGGCAGUGGUAAGAAGUCUGGUGAGGACGGCUCAAACACCAAGAUUGUUACUUUUGAUACCACUCCUGUCAUGAGCACUUACUUGCUUGCUUGGGCUACUGGUGAUUUUGAGUACAUUGAAGCCUUUACCGAAAAAUCUUACAAUGGUCGCAAGUUGCCUGUGAGAGUCUACACCACUAAGGGUCUUUCCAGCCAGGGUCAAUUGGCUCUUGAAAGCGCUGCCAAGAUUGUUGAUUACUUUUCUGAAAUUUUUGAUAUCGAUUAUGCUCUUCCUAAAGUCGACCUGUUGGCUGUCCACGAAUUUUCACACGGUGCCAUGGAGAACUGGGGUCUCAUUACUUACCGCACUACCGCUGUUCUUUACGAUGAGGAAACUAGUGAUGCUGCUUACAAGACUCGGGUAGUUUACGUCGUUGCCCAUGAGCUGGCUCAUCAAUGGUUCGGCAACCUCGUCACCAUGGACUGGUGGAACGAGCUUUGGCUUAAUGAAGGCUUUGCCACUUAUGUCGGCUGGCUGGCAGUUGACCACCUAUACCCUGAUUGGCAGGUCUUUUCCCGUUUCAUUACCGAGGCUCUUCAGGGUGCCUUUGGCCUUGACUCUUUGCGUCAAUCUCAUCCCAUUGAAGUUCCUGUUAAGUCUGCUCUCGAUAUUGAUCAGAUUUUUGACAGUAUAUCUUAUCUCAAGGGUGCUUCUACCAUUCGCAUGCUGAGUAACCAGCUUGGCACUCAAACCUUCCUCAAGGGUGUUUCCAACUACCUUAAAAAGCAUGCUUAUGGUAAUGCCCACACUAUCGACCUUUGGUCUUCGCUUUCUGAUGUCUCAGGUAUCGAUGUUGAUGCUGCCAUGAAGAACUGGACUGGAAAGAUUGGUUUCCCUGUUAUCACUGUUGUUGUUAAUAAGGAUACCGGCGAUGUCACUCUUCAGCAGGAUCGUUUCCUUAGAGGUGGUGAUGUUAAACCUGAAGAGAAUGAGACUGUCUGGUGGGUCCCCCUGUCGCUUUCCAGCGGUGCUGAAGCUGAUGCCACUAUCACAUCUUCUUCUGGAACCACUUUGGAAACCAAGGAUCUUGUUCUUCUUGGUCUUGCUAACGAAGUUGACUUUUUCCUUUUAAAUAAAAACCAGACUAACGUCUACCGCGUUAAUUACUCUGCUGAACAGCUCACAAACAUUGCCUCCAAUAUUGAGAAACUUUCUCUCAAUGACAGAAUCGGUGUUGUUGCUGAUGCUGCUUCUCUCGCCAUUGCUGGAAGCGGCUCUACCUCUGGUCUUUUAUCUCUGAUCUUGGCUCUCAAGAAAGACACUAGCUUUGAGGUAUGGAGUGAGAUUCUUAAGCGUCUCGGUGCUCUUCGUUCUGUUUGGUUUGAACAAGAUGAAGAGUCUCAAAAGGGUCUUGCUGCUCUUACUAGGGACGUUCUUUCUUACAAUCUGGAACAACUUGGCUGGGAAUUUGCUAAGGAUGAGGGCUACCGCACUGGCCGUUUGAGAACUCUCAUCAUUGGCUCUUCUGUUAAGGUUGGUGUUGAGAGCGUGAUUUCCGAAGCCAAGACUCGUUUUGCUAAGUGGAAGACUGGCGACAAGUCUGCUAUCCAUCCAUCUCUUCGUCACGCUGUUUUCACAGCUGUACUUAAGUAUACCACUGGUUCUGAGCUUACCGAAGCUUACGAUGCAAUUUUCCAGGAGGUUGUUAAGCCUUCUAGUGUUGACAGUGCUGAGAUUGCUCUUUCUUCUCUCGGCUCUGUGACUGAUGCUGCUUUGAUUGACCGCGGUCUUAACUAUAUUUUAUCUGAUGAAGUUCCUUCUCAAGAUACCCAUUCUAUUGGUGGCUCACUUGCUGCCAAUGUUGUUGCCCGUUGGAAGUCAUGGGAGUAUCUCAAGGCCAACUGGGAUGCCAUUUACAAGAAGUUUUCCACCAACAUGGUUGUUUUGGACCGUCUCGUGCGUCUUAUGAUUACCAAUUUUGCUUCUGAGAAGGCAUACAAGGAAAUUGAAACAUUCUAUAGCGACAAAAAUACACAUGGCUUUGAGCGCUCCUUGGGCCAGGCUCUUGACACUAUCAAGGCAAAUACUGAGUGGGUUGAGCGUGACGGCAAGGAAGUCAAGCAAUGGCUUGUUGAAAACAAGUACAUUUAA